Paraphaeosphaeria sporulosa is the source of this 1277-nucleotide messenger RNA. RefSeq lists its product as uncharacterized. The record is from RefSeq and is a predicted model, not a curated record. Gene Ontology annotation, biological process: mRNA splicing, via spliceosome. The transcript has a single exon. Gene Ontology annotation, cellular component: U2-type spliceosomal complex; post-mRNA release spliceosomal complex. Bases 78 to 1103 code for a protein of 341 amino acids. Lineage: Eukaryota; Fungi; Ascomycota; Dothideomycetes; Pleosporales; Didymosphaeriaceae.
CCCACUUAUCACACCUCUCCACAACCACAGCACCUCGCGCCCCUGCGCGUCCAUCGCCCGCCAUGCAAGGCUUCAACAUGGGCCGGUACUACCCGCCCGACGCCUCGAACCCGCCCACCUUCAACGCCAAGCCGCCCUUGUCCUCGCGCACCAAGCCCUCGGGCGCCCUCACCGUGCGCUUCGAGCUCCCCUUCGCCGUAUGGUGCGCGCACUGCAAGCCCGAAGCCAUCGUCGGCCAGGGUGUGCGCUUCAACGCCGAGAAGAAGAAGGUCGGAAACUACUACUCCACGCCGAUAUGGAGUUUCCGCAUGAAGCACAGUGCGUGUGGUGGGUGGUGGGAGAUCCGCACGGAUCCGAAAGAGGCGAAAUAUGUUGUUGUGGAGGGCGCCACGCGGCGGAACUAUGGGGAGGAAGAGGGUGGGGAAGGCGAGAUGAAGUUCUUGAGCGAGGAGGAGAGGGAACGGAGGAGGAAUGACGCGUUUGCGAUGCUAGAGGGGAAGAAGGGGGAGGAGGUGGAGAAGAAGGCGCAUACGGAGAGGUUAGACGAGCUAUAUGAGGCGGCCGAGGUGUGGAGGGAUCCGUAUGAUGUCAAUGCGCGGUUGAGGCGGGAGUUUCGGGAGAAGAGGAGGGGCUGGAAGAGGGAGGAUCGCGUGAAGGAGGGGAUGCAGGAAAAGUUUAGUUUUGGAUAUGAGAUCGCGGAUGCGACAGAGGCAGACGAUGUGAGGGCGAAGAUGGUCGAGUUUGGCGCGAGUACGGUGGACGAGGGUGUUCAAGAGGUGGUGAAGAGGCCAUUGUUCACGAGUGUCAAGGCGGCGAUGACGGAGACCGGAUCGAAGAAGAAGCUGAAGGCCGAGAUCGUGGCGGAGAAGAGUCGCAAGAAUUUGCAGCAGUCCCUGGUGGGGAAUACGCGGGCGGUAAUCGACCCGUUCCUGUCUGCAGAGGCGAAGAGUUCGCCGAAGCUGAGUCUGGGCAUCAAGCGCAAACGAGAAGAAGAGGCCGCUGGCGUGGAGAAAGCACAGUCGUCAGCGACAGAUUUGCCUGAGCAAAAUGCCGCGAAGGCUCCGGCUCUGACCGCCGCACUGGUGGACUACGAUUCAGACUGAGGAAGACGACGAACAAGGAAAACAAACCAAGUCACCGGCCCUUCCAGAGACGCUAUGUCCGCCUCAUUAAUCGUGGACGCUUUUCUGCGUUCGCAGCCCUGGCUAUGCUACUCCACAUCUUGUCAGGGAGCACAUAACGGCGACCAUGAUUUUUUUUUUAGCGAAUGAUACCCA